AUGCCAGCCGAUGAAGAACAAGAUGAAGAUUGUUUGACGCUGUCGAUACACAUGCCCUUCACACCCUCCCACACAUCCUUCAACGCCGCCGCAAACCUCCCAGUCCUCGUCUUCAUCCACGGCGGCGCAUAUUUCCUCGGCUCAGGCAACCGCCCGUACUACUCGCCCACAUCAUUCCUUUCACACGCUACCUCCACCUCCCAGCCUCUCCUCUUCGUAAGUAUAAACUACCGCCUGGGCGCACUGGGUUUCCUCCACACCCGCACAUCCACCAACAUCGUGCCGGAGAAUAACGGGCUGCACGACCAAAUCCUCGCUCUGCGCUGGGUGCAGGAGUUCAUCGGUGGGUUUGGCGGGGAUAAGGAGAACGUUAUGGUAAUGGGACAGAGCGCGGGUGCGGAGUCGACAGCACUUCUUUCACACUCUAGUUUUGUUAAAGAAGAGGGCUUGUUCAAUAAAGCGAUUGUCAUGUCUGGCUCGCAGGUGACGAUGCCCGCCAUGACGCCGGACGAACAUGCGCGGAAUUUCCUGCUGCAGGCGGACAAACUCGGUAUUAUGACUGAGAAUCGCGAUGUGGAUGAUAUCGCCCAGGACGUCAUUGCUGUCGAUGUUGAGAAGAUUAGGGAGCUGGCGUGGGUGGGGAGUCCGUGUACAAUGUCUGCGCUGCUGCCGUUUGAGCGGCCGACGAUGCGGGGGAAGUGGAAUGGGGGGAGUGGAGUGGAGAAGCAGGUCAUCAGCACGACGACGUAUGAUGGCGGGAUAUCGUUUAAUAUGAUGUCUCGGGACGAGUCGCGCAGCAAUCACGCAGCGUCGUUCACCGCCAUCGCUACGGAUGUCCUGGGCCGCGAACGAGCUGCGAGGUUGUGUGAUAUCUACGAGGUGUACGAUAACACACCGGAUCCAGAGGCGUUGCAGAAGAUCUGCUUGUUUGAAUCAGACACGGGCUUCUUCUUCGCUGCGCUACAUCUAUGUACUUCGUCGCCCACAACUUACUUCCAGAUCUUCGACCUACCCAAUCCAUUCCCCGGACCCUUGUCGUCUCAGGGCCACUUCGCGACGCACACAUUCGACAUCACGACGCUGCUGGGCGGAUAUGACGAGAGUUCGUUGCCGGAGGGGUAUGGUGAAGUGAUAUCGAACUGGCGAGACAAGAUCUUGGCGUUUGUGAGAGACGGGGCGGGGAUAUGUGAGGAAUUUGGAGAGGAGGGGAAGGGGCUGAUUGUAGGGAGCGAAGGUGUAAGGGAGGUAGAUAGGGAGGGGUAUAUGGCUGGGAGGAGGCAGAGGUUGAGUGACCUGGCGGAUGAAAUUGAUGAGAAGGAUGGAUGGGAUGGUUGGGAUGUUCUUUGGGUUGAUGUGUGUAGGAGGUUUUUGAUGAAGGGGGAAUAG
Messenger RNA from Parastagonospora nodorum SN15, 1386 nucleotides. RefSeq lists its product as hypothetical. The transcript has a single exon. The record is from RefSeq and is a predicted model, not a curated record. Bases 1 to 1386 code for a protein of 461 amino acids. NCBI's taxonomy places the organism in Eukaryota, Fungi, Ascomycota, Dothideomycetes, Pleosporales, Phaeosphaeriaceae.